UCAUCUCCUCCACCCAAUCCACCACACACCAGCCAGAACUCACGCGACACACCAUCCAGAUGACGAUGCUUAGGGUUUCCCCGUCACCGGCCGCCGCCGCCGCCGCCGCCGCCACCGCCAACCAUGUCUCUCGGCCCGCCGUGACCCCGGCUUCCGUCCGGGUGCCGGCGCCGCGCGUCUCGCCGUCGGCCGCGGCCGCGUGCAGGGCGGCGGGCAAGGGCAAGGAGGUGCUCAGCGGGGUCGUCUUCCAGCCCUUCGAGGAGAUCAAGGGGGAGCUCUCCCUCGUGCCCCAGACCGCGGACAAGUCCCUCGCGCGCCAGAAGUUCGUCGACGAAUGCGAGGCGGCCAUCAACGAGCAGAUCAAUGUGGAGUACAAUGCCUCCUAUGCGUACCACUCCCUCUUUGCCUACUUCGACCGCGACAACGUGGCUCUCAAAGGAUUUGCCAAGUUCUUUAAGGAAUCAAGCGAUGAGGAGAGAGAGCAUGCUGAAAAGUUCAUGAAGUACCAGAACACACGUGGAGGCAGGGUCAGUCUCCAGUCCAUUGUCACUCCCUUAACAGAGUUUGACCACCCUGAGAAAGGCGAUGCUUUGUACGCCAUGGAGCUGGCUCUGGCUCUGGAGAAAUUGGUUAAUGAGAAGCUGCACAACCUGCAUGCUGUGGCGACCAGGUGCAAUGAUCCUCAGCUGACAGACUUCAUCGAGAGUGAAUUUCUCUCGGAGCAGGUUGAAAGCAUCAAGAAGAUCUCCGAGUAUGUUGCCCAGUUGAGGAGAGUGGGCAAGGGACACGGGGUGUGGCACUUUGAUCAGAAGCUGCUGGAGGAAGAGGCCUGAAGGAAGGAAACACCGUGGAGUAGUAGGGGUGGGAAGCUGCUCCAGGAUCAGAUUAUGCGGCGGGAGCAACCAAGCGCUAGGGUUGUGUAGUAGCAUUAGGGCCGACCGUGUUGCUUAGAUGCACUGAGAAGCAGUAGAACUUGGGAUGUUAUUGCUGUGGCUUGGGGUGCUCGUUGCCUGCCGGCCUUUGCAAUCUUAUUAUUAUGGGAAAUAAAAAUCACACGGAUGGUACUGUACCUUAUUGCAAGUACCGUGGAAAGUGGGCUCGCGAAAAUGUUUGGAUUUUAACACAGUAGUACUUUCGUUGUUAUUUGAUAAAUAAUAUUUAAUCAUGGACUAAUUAGAUUUAAAAAA
Panicum virgatum (switchgrass) is the source of this 1187-nucleotide messenger RNA. RefSeq names its product ferritin-1, chloroplastic-like. Gene Ontology annotation, biological process: iron ion transport; intracellular iron ion homeostasis. Gene Ontology annotation, cellular component: cytoplasm. The record is from RefSeq and is a predicted model, not a curated record. NCBI's taxonomy places the organism in Eukaryota, Viridiplantae, Streptophyta, Magnoliopsida, Poales, Poaceae. Gene Ontology annotation, molecular function: ferric iron binding; ferrous iron binding. The transcript is spliced from 8 exons. The coding region runs from base 60 to 833 and encodes 257 amino acids.